Actinia tenebrosa (Australian red waratah sea anemone) is the source of this 5461-nucleotide messenger RNA. RefSeq names its product epithelial splicing regulatory protein 1. Gene Ontology annotation, molecular function: RNA binding. NCBI's taxonomy places the organism in Eukaryota, Metazoa, Cnidaria, Anthozoa, Actiniaria, Actiniidae. The record is from RefSeq and is a predicted model, not a curated record.
UUCUCAUGUGACAUGUAAGAAGUCCGGCUGGUUUUCUGCUCCCACACAUCAGAACAACAUCUCAUUGAUUCGCCUCUCUCCGAGCCAAAAUAUGGGUUCGCUGGAUAAUUUUGUAUGUCUUCAAUGCAUCACGGAACCGUCUCAAGAGCGUGAACCAGAUAGCGAGGACGAAAAUGUCACAGCUCUCUCUUGGUUGCUUGUGAACGCUAAAUCGAACGAGCUUGGAAGUGUCCAGCACAGUGUUGUGAAAUCUUCAGAAGAUAUUUCGGAUAGUACGACCACCAGUGAACUCAGUGAAGCCGAACAACUGGAACUAGCGUUGCGGCAGUUUGAGGAUUUCUUGGAGGAGAACUUAGCGAAUCAAGGUGAAAAAUGGUGUGUGGUAACAGACGGAGACCUAACACUAAGACAUUAUUUACACUGCGAAGCCAUUAAGAAGAAACUCAAGCUUUCACACAACUUCUACACGUAUUAUGACCUCAGGAGAGAGUUUCGGAAAAUCGCCAAGAAUGGGACAGAAUUUAACAGUCUUGAAGAUAUUAUCUCCUAUUGUAAUAUCGAUACAAAUAACAAUAAUCCAGCUGGUCUGGACUAUUGCAGGCUCAUGGGAAAUGCUAUGCAGUACUUAAUUAGUAAAGGUCAUGUAUUUAAGGAACCCGAGAAGAUUAGCGCGAAAUAUGAGCCUGGACCGUGCAUCGGUCCAGUUUUAGACGAGACGGUGUUACGAGCGAGAGGACUCCCCUGGCAAGCAUCGGAUCAAGAUGUGGCGAAUUUUUUUCGUGGGCUCAAUAUUAUGAGAGGAGGGAUAGCCUUCUGUUUGAAUAUGCAAGGGAGAAGAAACGGUGAAGCCUUCAUACGGUUUGAGAGCGGAGAACACAAAGAUUUGGCCCUUAAAAGACACAAGAUGCAUCUAGGAACGAGAUAUAUUGAGGUGUACAAAGCAACAGCCCAAGAUUUUUUACGAAUUGUCAGAGGACCUAUAGACGUAACACAGAUCGCAGCAAACUUUGUAUCGACAAAAGCUGAAGUCAUAGUGCGCAUGCGUGGUCUUCCGUUCAGCACAAAGCCAACAGAAGUCGUAAAAUUCUUCGGAGAAGACGCUCCAGUAUAUCGGGGGGAGACAGGGAUUUUAAUGGUUAGAGGUCGCAACGGUAAAGCCACAGGAGACGCGUUUGUACUUUUCGAAACAGAAGAACACGGCCGCGCCGCCUUAAAAAAACACCGGGAAGUCCUCGGCUCCCGAUACGUGGAACUUUUCCGCAGCUCACAGAGUGAAGUUCAACAGGUUCUUAGCACGUCUAGUAAUCUUAUGGCGGGAAUGCCUCACUUAGCUAUGCUUCCAUCACCGCUACAUCAACACCCGCCGUUCCAUCCACCGGUGUUUUUACCUCCUCCUCCCCCUACACCGUACACGGCUAAUGCCGGGGGGAAUGCCAAGGACUGUUUAAGGUUACGAGGACUUCCGUUCUCGGCUUCUGUGCAGGAUGUGCUGGAUUUCAUGAAGGAGCAUGCGGCGUACGUCGCGCCUGGUGGAGUACAUAUGGUUUAUAAUACACAGGGCCGACCAUCUGGCGACGCUUACGUCCAGCUUAUCUCCCAAGAGGUCGCCCAGGCUGCGGCCAGCGACUUACACAAGAACCACAUGGGCGAACGAUACAUCGAAGUAUUUCCAUGCUCGAAUUCUGAAAUCGCUGCUGUUAUCGCCAGCAGCACAUUGAACCAAACAAAAAUCCCACCAAUGGGAAACAUGUCUUACACCCCUACAUGUACGUAUCCCGUCACCUCAGGGAUCAUGGGCUAUGCUAACUCAAGUCACAUGAAUGGCCACACGGUGGAUUCGCCAAUGGUACCCUCACCCUCUCGAAGCCCACCUACUAUGUUUGUACAUCAACAGACACCUUAUUACAACUGCGUGUUGCCUUCCAAUGGACUGGGGUGUAGCCCACUCAAUUAUUACCCUAAUAACUCGACAGGAGCCAUGAGGGUUAGAAUGGCCCCGUACGUUACACCUGCCUAUGAGAUGGUACCAGUCUUUCACCAUGGAUAUCAGGUGGGAGAAUACGGUGUAGGUCACUGCAGAUAAUUUAUUCAACACUUCUUCAACUACAAUCUUCAAAGACAUCCAGUAUCCAUGACAACAAAGACGAUUCUCUUCAAAAAACAACAAUACAACCUUCAGCAGUAGGUGACUUAAUUCGAGACAUGUCUUCAAAAAAUAUUAUUUAAUAUAGGACGGAAAAAUGAAUUCAAAAGUUGAGACUUAAAGACUGACCAAGAUUAACUGGUGUCAGUGAAUUAUUCUGAUCAAAUCAAAGGUUCAAAAACCUAUUAAGUUAAAAGAAAUGAUAAUGUGAACAAAACACAAAGAAAACAAAAAACGCAUGCAAUAUUGCACAUGUGAAAAUUUUAGACUGAUUUUACCAGGAAAAGGAAUAGUUUCCUUCAUACAAGGUGAUGAUGGUACAAUUAAUUCUUAUAAAGACGCAAAGAUAAGAUGAUUGCAAUCAAAAGUUAGAAGUACAUUGCUGGCAAGCACAUAUUGACUGGUUUCAAUCAGCUGAAUGAAACCAUUUAAACUUUAUUAUGACAGGAAACUCUUCUCAAAUACAGCCAAGUAGUUUGAUAUUGAAAAAGUUGUCCUACRACUUAUAAAAAAUAUACUCAACUCCUGCAAAAAUGAUAUCUAUAAACACCAAUAUUUUAGGAGUAUAAGAAAUCCCUGGAUUUUUUGAAGAAUUUUUUUGACUGCUGUAAUUCUACAUCUAUCGUCAAAUUAUGUGUUCAGACUUUUUAUGUUUGCAUCAGUUUAAGAUUCACUAUGCAAAUGUUAAAAGAUUCAAAAUUCUAAAAGCAUGCAUAUAUAUUUGCACGUCGACUGACUCUUUCUCUCUGAUUAUAGACUGAAAAAUACAAUAUAAAAAACAUAGAAUAUACUUUUAAUUAGGAGAUAUAAUUAUCUUAAAUUCAUAUCAAUACACUCAGACAGGUGCACAAAACAGGUGCAAUGAUGAAGUGGAAUAUUAUUUUGAGUCAAGAGAAAAACAAUUCAGAGAUAUUAUUUCAAACCAAGAAGAUCCAUACAAAAAUUGAUCAUUUUUUUCUGAAAAAAAGGAAGGAAAAAAAAUGUAAAAGGAAAAGUUUCCAAAUCAAGAGAAUCUAAUUCAAAUAAGCUAGUACGAGUCAAAAACAUUUUUCAUUUAGAUAAUCACUGACUAAAUAUUUGAUUUUUCUCAUCAAUUCUAUCAGCUGCCAUCUCAAUAUCAAUAAGCACUAAUGAUGAAGAAGAUUAAAAAAUCAAAAUAUCAACUUGAAUUCACAAAUAUGGCACUUGACGUGCUGUCACGUAAUCACUGAGAAGAUUUUUUUAGAACAUUCAAAAUACUGUAUUAUAUUAUACCUACUUUAACGAAACUAUGAAAACCAUUCUUAUCAAAAAUAUUUUAAAUUAUGUUGGUAAAUAUUUCUGUUAAAUCAUUCAUCUAAAAUCAAAAAAGAAAUUGAUAAACUAAUGAUAAAAAUUAAAUUGAAAAGUUACCUUACAUUUAUUAUUUUGUGCAAAAAAUGGUCUAAGAUAUGAGGAUGUUUAUUGGCUAUUAUCAAAAUCAUAUCCCAGUAUAGUUUUGUGCUAAUUUAUGUAUUUAUUUCAUCAAGAAAUAGUUUUAUAAUUUGAAAGCAUGUUUCCAUCAAGUUCAUUAAUCAAACUCAGUUUCUUGAAAAUUAAAAACCAUUUUGGGGAACAUCCACAUCAGUUGCAAUUAACAGUAGAAAGAUGAGUCUUUCUUAAAUGUUGCCAUUGAAACAUGUAUGCAUUAUACCCCAAAAGGUAUUGAAUUCCUUGUACGAUAAUUAUUCUGCCUAGUAUUCCUUCAGCUAGUAUACCCUUGUAUGAAUAUUAGACUAGUAUUUUUCUACCAUCAAUCAUUUGUCAUUCACAAUAUAAUUUAGCAAUAACACUUUGAAUAUUACCUUGCAUCACUUCUUAGAGUACAUAUGCAAGUACCAAUAAAAAAAUUGGCACUAUUUUUAAUGAGAGAUAAAAGAUUAUGUACCUGUGUAUCAUUGAUCAGAUUUUAUUUGAGUGUGGAAAAUGAUAGCAGUAGGUAGCUGUGUUGACACAAGCACAGCUGGUAUAGAAUUUGUUAAAAUAACAGCAGCAAACCUAGAUGUCUGCAAUGUGGUCUCUCAUAUUAGAAAAUGUUCAUUCCAAAAGGUUCAACAACGAGGGCAAUUUUAAAAUAUCAAACUCAAAAAGGGGUCCCAAAACCCUUUGAAAUCUUUCUAGGGUACAACCCUUAAGUUGCAACAUGCUGUAUGACACAGAUCUAGAACAGCAUAGCAUGAAGGCAUGUAUAUUUUUCACCGUCAAUUAUGAAAACUGCUCUAUUGUUACGUAAUAGCCAACUCAAUUGCAUGGAUGAAAAAUGGACAUUUUAAAAUUUGUCUCAAGACCUUCUGUGGUAACAUGUGCAUAACACAGUUGGUAUAGAUCCAUUGCAGACUGUCAGAAUGCAGCUCAAUUUGAAGGGCAAAACAAUAGGUUUUCAAUUCUCAGGAGAUUGAAAUUCUUUGGUUUUGUCCUCCAACUUGAGCUGCUUUGACUUCACAUGCAGAGGCUUUAUUAGAUGUAAGAACCUUUGCGUCAGACUCAUAUAUAUACAUAAUGUAAUUACCAUUCAUUCAUUUAAUUACGACCAAACACUGUUAAGUUUAUAGUUCUCAAAACAUAAAAGUUGGUCAGAAAAUUAAUGCCAUAGAUGGCCAACUUUCCAGACAAGAAAGAUCAACUAAUAUAAUUGUUAUGUCGUGCAGGGACUGAAUACUUAAUGCUUUAGAUUUCAUGUUGCCGAAUGGAAAGCAUGACCCAAUAGAUUCCCGAUAAUUAUUAUAGUAUUACAACAACUUAGUGUUCAUCAUUGUGCUUUAAAUACAUGAAAAAAUAAAAUAUCUAUAAAAUGACUUAAAUUAGGCACCAAAAUUUGCAUGCAGUUUUAAAAUUAAAAAAUAAUUCUGUAACUUAGUUAGAAAUACUUCAUGUUCUAAAUUAACAGACCUUAUUCCUUUGGGUGUGUAAAUGUCCUCCCACUUUUCAGACCAUUACACAUUCUCUUGAGAAUAUAAGAUUCUUUGCUUGAGUUUUAUUCAUAUUCAUGGUUCUUCUCAUGCACAGCCACUAAACAAAGAAAUAAUACUCUAGGGAAUCGACCUGUGGUCUGAAAUGGGCAGAACAUUACACCAAGAUCAAAGAAUAAGGUCCAUCAAUCCUGCAAGACAUGACAGUUGAGAAUCUUUCUUCAUACAACCUAAGCCAUGUAAAAAGAAUACCAAAUACUAAAGAAACCAUGUAACAUAGUAAAUACCAGUCAUAAAAUAAUAUUAUACAAAUUACUAGGCCUGCCUCUAAUGGGCCGUCAAGAUGAAAAUAUGAUUAAACGUACAGAAAAAAUGAUCAUUUUCAGACAAA